Erigeron canadensis is the source of this 1058-nucleotide messenger RNA. RefSeq names its product WRKY transcription factor 22-like. The transcript has 3 exons. The coding region runs from base 91 to 975 and encodes 294 amino acids. Gene Ontology annotation, biological process: regulation of DNA-templated transcription. Gene Ontology annotation, molecular function: DNA-binding transcription factor activity; transcription cis-regulatory region binding. Lineage: Eukaryota; Viridiplantae; Streptophyta; Magnoliopsida; Asterales; Asteraceae. The record is from RefSeq and is a predicted model, not a curated record. Gene Ontology annotation, cellular component: nucleus.
CACACACACACAAACAACCUCAUUUCUCUCACUAUCAAAAGUCAGCGCCUUCUUUUGUCUCUAUAUUUCCUCUCUAUAUCUAAUCUACACAUGGAUGCCGAUUGGGACCUUCAUGCGGUGGUCAGAGGCUGUUGUUCCGCCGUCUCCACCUCCACCUCCACCACCACCACCACCACCAAAAGCCAACAAAAGUCAACUUCUUAUGAAGAAAACAAUUAUACAAGUUUUUUCCCAGAUCUAUAUCAUCAUCAACCAAAAACAAAUGAUAACAAUAGCAUUGAACAAUUGUUGAAAGAUUUGUAUAACCCCCUUAACUUUCCAAAUUUACAAAAACCACCCCCUUCUCCUCAAAGUUUCCCUAUCUCACCCCUUUCUGUUCUUGGUGGAUUACAGGAUCUUUCAUAUAAUCAUCAUCAGCAACAAGAGAAACAGUUUCAAGGAAAGCAAGAGUCUUUUGGCAUAUCUAAAUGUACAAAUCUUCAUGCACAAAGUACAACAAAGUUCAAGAAAAGGAAAAAUCAAAUUAAAAAUGUAUGCCAAGUGCCAGCUGAAGGACAAUCUUCUGAUUUAUGGUCCUGGAGAAAAUAUGGUCAAAAACCCAUUAAAGGAUCUCCAUACCCAAGGGGAUAUUACAAAUGUAGCACAUCAAAAGGUUGUUUAGCCCGAAAACAAGUGGAGCGAAACAGAUCCGACCCGGGUAUGUUAAUCAUUACAUACACCGGCGAACACAACCACCCAAUUCCGUCGCAACGGAACUCUUUAUCCGGCACCUCACGGAACAAAACCACCACCUCCGGCGACGACCCAACCCCUUCAUCACCCAUUUCUCCGGCAACCGCCUUAUCUCCGGCACUGGAAAAAAUACAAGAAAAUGAAAAAGAUAGUUACACCGACGACGAUGAUAUCAACUUUGAUAUCUCCGGCGAUUUUUUUGAUAGUUUGGAUGAGCUGGUGGGUUCAGCUGCCGGAGAUUGAUUUCCGGCGAUAGUUGACUUUUUGAAACAUUUGACCUUUUUUUUAGUGAUGUCAUGUUUAUGAGAUUAUACGCGUUUUGUUUC